GAGAGACAGAACUCUUCUUCAGUCCGUCAGUGAGUUUGAUCAUCAGUGCGCGCGCAGCGAAUCAAACACAGCUCGGACACGCGCGCGUCUACAAACACUGGAUAUAUAUAUAAGCGAUUAUUUCAGCGUCAUACUCGGAUUCUUCCCUAAAGUUCAUCGGCUUUGUGGAUAAAAUGUUUGCGUCCGUGGCUUUGCUGAUAUUAAUUCAGAUUUCAGGCGUCCCUGUCGUCCCCGUCACCGUCACCAGCCGCAGUCCCAGAGUGGAAGUGCGUGAGCUCUCGGACGCCGAGCUCUCCUGCGAGUUCAAGACCGAGAGAGAAACCAAUCCUCGCAUCGAGUGGAAGAAGAUCGACAAAGACGUCUCCUUCGUUUUUUAUGAAGGCAGUUUCACAGGGCCGUUUCAGGGGCGCGCGGAUAUCGAAGGGGCGACGGUACGGCUGCGCAAAGUGACUCAGGCGGACGCGGGCGAGUACCGCUGUGAGGUCAGCGCUGUGGCCGACUCUGUCAAGCUGGGAGAGACCAACGUCACGCUCACAGUGCUGGUGCCUCCACAAACCCCGUCAUGUGACGUUCCCAGCUCCGCUCUGACGGGCUCUCAGGUGGAGCUGCGCUGUAGGGACCAGCACAGCAUCCCGCCCGCCAAAUACACCUGGUUCAAAGACAACCACGCGCUGCCCAUCCGUCAGCCCAACGCCACAUACACGGUCAACGAGUUCACCGGCGUACUGAAAUUCCAGAUGGUGAGCAGGGCCGAUACGGGUCAGUAUCACUGUGAGGCCAAGAACGGGGUGGGACCCGCUAAGAGCUGCCCAGGGACGCUCAUGCUGAUCGAUGACCUGAAUCUGGCGGCGGUGAUCUCCGGCGCUCUUCUGCUGUGUCUGCUGCUGUUGUUGUGUGCGUUCGGAGUCUGUUACGCCCAUCGGCACGGAUACUUCAGCCGACACAGAGGAAGGUCGUUCUGGAUCCCGCAGUGUCACGGUGCGGCGCACAUAAGCAGCCAGAACCUCAACAGAACCGAACACACUCAGCAUUCAGGAUACAGUCACCCUCCAAAGGAACCUCAGGAUUUCAAACACACUCAGUCGUUCAUGCUGUGAUGGUGGAAACGACGGAUGAUGAUGAUGAUGAUGAUGAUUGUGGCGACGCUGGAACCGACAUGAAGAAACUGGACACACACAAUAAAUUCUCUAUAUCUCGACAUAAUCUUCCAAACGCCUCUGACAGACUUUAAGAAAACACAAGCAGCUGUUGUGAGAGCCGGUCUCAUGUGGUUCUCUUAUAAAUGUUGGACUCUAGCGCCUCCUGCUGGCCGUUUGUGGUGCAGCAGACCCUCAACCUGAUGAACCUGAUGAACCAAAUGAACCAGAGCGACUGAAACAGUUUAACCCGGUGCCUUUAAACGAGCUGAUCGAUGUUUGACACGCCGUGCCUUUCAUUUCAACCCAAUCAUGUCUUUAUCUGAUGAGUGUGAGGAUGUGCAUCAUGCAAUUGGGUGAACUGUUGUAUAUUUUAUCAGUAUUCUUGUUUUGUUUUGUUUUUUAAUAAAAAAUAAUUGCAUUUU
Megalobrama amblycephala (Wuchang bream) is the source of this 1561-nucleotide messenger RNA. It is a transcript of the gene jam2a, whose product is annotated as junctional adhesion molecule 2a. Gene Ontology annotation, biological process: leukocyte tethering or rolling. The record is from RefSeq and is a predicted model, not a curated record. NCBI's taxonomy places the organism in Eukaryota, Metazoa, Chordata, Actinopteri, Cypriniformes, Xenocyprididae. Gene Ontology annotation, cellular component: tight junction; cell surface; protein complex involved in cell adhesion.